CGGCGAGAGGUAUCCUCGUCGACGACAGGAUGACGAGAAAGCUCAGCAAGUUUUUAAUACUUUUCGACAAUACGAAUCUAUUGUAUUUCCCCGGGCACUUCUUGUCCGGCCGUGUCCUCAUCGAAUUGGACGACGAAGCAUAUGUCUCGGGACUGCACUUCCAUGUUAUCGGAGAAGGGGUAGUUCGGGUGCGCAGCCAACGUGCCGAGAGAGUUUACGACAAAGAGAAUUACAUCGAUUUUCGCAUGCGGCUGUUGGGUGAACCAGGCGAAGGACCGUCAUUACUUUCCCCGGGCAUACACAGCUUUCCCUUUAAAUUGGGCUUACCGUUGGGUCUACCCUCUACUUUCCUUGGAAAGCAUGGAUGGGUGCAAUAUUAUUGCAAGGCGGCUCUUCGCGAGCCAGGUGGACUUACGCAUAAAAAUCAACAAGUCUUUAUCGUCAUGAAUCCGAUAGACUUAAAUCUGGAACCUCCGAUAUUAGCGCAACCUGCGAGGCAAGAGAUCGAACAGCGCGUAGGUGUCUCUUGCGUAUCGGGUGGUCCGGUAUUCUGCAGGGUGAGUCUGGAUCGGGGCGGAUACGUACCUGGGGAAACGAUCGGUAUUUCUGCGACUGUCAGUAAUCGUAGUAAGGUGACGAUGAAGUCGACAAAAGCAUCACUCACCGAAACAAUACAGUACUUGUGUCGAGGGAAGGUGCUUGCUAGCGAGACUCGCGAGUUGGCUAGUGUCUCUAGGGGUAAAAUUCGACCGGGCGAAGGCGAGGAAUGGCUAAACGAACAAAUGUAUGUUCCCCCUUUGCCACCAACGAAUCUGAGAGGAUGUCACUUAAUUAACGUUCUUUAUCACGUUUACUUUGUUAUAAGCCCAAAGAGUUUGGAUAAAGAAAUCAAGUUACAAAUACCCAUCGUAUUGGCUACGUACCCUCUGAGACCGGAGGGUGCACCAGCUGGUACAGCACCAUCCAAACGAGGCGCUCAUUACCCAUCGACGCUACCCAUCUUUCGACCCUGGCUCGACGACAAAGCUUUCGAAAUACAAGAGUGAAAACCAUGAAUAUGAUUUAUAUAUUUUAAAUUUGUGAUGGGCAUGUAAGAAAAAGGUACUAAUUUUUUGUAAUCACAAGCAGAUUGUGAUUAUAACAUUGUAAUUUCAUACGCCUGCAAUUAUGCCAAAACAUUUUAACGAAUUCUUGUUAUACUACUAGCCACAGCAAUAUUUGUGUAAAAUUUCAAGGAAUCGAUGUCGAUCUUUGGAAGUAUCGAACCUGGUGCAAUUAUAUAGUACGUAGUUUUAUUGGGAUAAAUUUUAAUAUAUACAUUAAAUUUUAUCAAUAUUGACGAAAUUCUAUGUGUAAUAUGCAUGUGAACAAUAAUGCCAUAAUUAUCUUCACAAGAAACACAAAUGUAUAAAUUGUAUAAUAUUGUAUAAAAUAACUGACUUUGACAGACAUAUACA
Molecule: messenger RNA, 1457 nt
Organism: Ooceraea biroi (clonal raider ant)
Lineage: Eukaryota; Metazoa; Arthropoda; Insecta; Hymenoptera; Formicidae
Gene: Vdup1
Product: arrestin family protein Vdup1
Biological process (GO): protein transport
Cellular component (GO): cytoplasm
Source: RefSeq, a predicted model, not a curated record